Molecule: messenger RNA, 1041 nt
Organism: Peniophora sp. CBMAI 1063
Lineage: Eukaryota; Fungi; Basidiomycota; Agaricomycetes; Russulales; Peniophoraceae
Source: the annotation of a GenBank genome assembly
AUGAGCAAAUACACCGCUGAAGAGAAGCAGCAAUUGCUGGAUAACUUAGCCAUCGAAACCGCCCAUCGGAUACGCAUGCUACAAACGCGACUGGCCGACGAAGUCUCUGCCUACAUCGCGCGACACGAACGACAAAUCACUGCACUUCCCAAACUCGUACGCGCGCUCACUAUGAAGGAAUUUGCCGACAACUAUAAUGGAGACCCGCAAGCUGCACUCGUUGGACUGCAGAAGGCGCGGAUGGGAUACGAUGCACCACCACUCGACCGUACGGCUAUGAAACGCAAGUGGGUUCAGGAUGUCGAGGACAAAGGAGAAGGCCCGAGCAAAGCCGCGCAUGGCCACGAUAUUAACCCUGCUAAAUCUACCAAGAACGCGCGUAUGGCACCACCUAGUCCCAUCAAGAAACCCGCAUUCGGUGGCGGCGGAGGCGCCCGCAACCCACCACCACCCUCCAAGAUCCCGCCUUCACCCCGUAAACGCGUCAUCUCCGGUGCACCUCCGCCCUCACCAAACAAAGCACCCAAAUCUCGCAUGCCCACCACAUCCAACUUUGCUCCUGCAUUACCCAAGACGCCCGGAUUCCCUCGUUGGCCUCAGAAGCACGAGAAUAUGCUCAGCGUCAACGGCUCGCCGCUUGCGAACCCGUACGAGCUGGGUUUGGAUUGGCUGGCGCAUGAUUCGCCUGAUGGAAUGAGGGCGUCCACGUCAUCUGUGGAUGAAGACGGGAGGCCAAAGUCGCGUAUUGUGAUACGGCCGGAGGGCGUGGGCCACUCUCGCAAUAACUCGCAAGCCAGCAACUUGUCUGGUGUGGGUGGCAGGGCAAAUAGCAGGCAGGGCAGGGACGCGGGUGGAGCAUUCAGUGCACGCGUGGCUGUUCCGACGAAGGACGGACAUAUGCUCGAAUUCGACCCGUUGCAUACCAGUCCUGCGGCGCUUGACAAGCUCAGUGGGAUCACGGACAGCGCGAAGAAGCAGGCCAAGGAGGACAUGGCGCGGCUCCUGCAGCAAGCCGUUCGCAAAUGGAACAUCGACUCUUAG